CAAACCAAAACAAAAACAAUUUUACAUAAUAUUUUUAUAAAUCCCGCAAUAUUAACAGAAAUAGUUGGUGUUGCAACUUUUUCAUUAUUUUUGCCUGUAAAAUCGAUCGCAUUGUUGCCGGAAUAAUGUCUACAAUCAAGUACAUCGGUCGCACUACCGACUUCAAAGGAAAAACGUUGUGGGAAAUUGUAGGAAACCUGAAAAAUUUUGGAGUUGGACGCAUCGUGGUUCGAAGCAUGUUCGAGCGCUACCCGGAACCGAGUUAUAUGAAAAUCGUUAAUGUCGAAACACUACCGAAUGAGGAAACUCGUAAAGUGAAGGUAACGGUUGAAAAGACAUUCCGCGGCCGAACCUAUCCCAAGCUGGUACAAAUUGAUAGCGUGUCGUAUAAAGCGGAUUAUCGUUUACUUCACAAACACGAAGAGGAAGAAUACUGCAGGGUGGCCCAACGAACGGAAAAGAUAGUUCCAAGGGAAAUCGAUUUGCCUCCGCUAUUGAAGGAAUUCGUCCUAAAAGAAACUGGCCAAAGUGACAAGAAGAUUGCAAUUAAGUUAAAGCCAGGCCAUAACAGCAUUUACCGGUUGGCCAAAGAGGGCGAAAAACCUACUUUCGAUGUGGGGAUGAACCUGGGGAAACCCGCUAGCCCUAGUCUGUAUGCUAAUUGUGACUUGUAAUUUCAUUUAUUAAUAUAAUUAACUUUUUAGAAA
This is a messenger RNA of Armigeres subalbatus, 707 nucleotides long. RefSeq lists its product as uncharacterized. The record is from RefSeq and is a predicted model, not a curated record. Gene Ontology annotation, biological process: mitochondrial translation. The transcript has 2 exons. NCBI's taxonomy places the organism in Eukaryota, Metazoa, Arthropoda, Insecta, Diptera, Culicidae. Gene Ontology annotation, molecular function: structural constituent of ribosome. Bases 126 to 674 code for a protein of 182 amino acids. Gene Ontology annotation, cellular component: mitochondrial small ribosomal subunit; mitochondrion.